Messenger RNA from Dacryopinax primogenitus, 1602 nucleotides. RefSeq names its product cytochrome P450. The transcript is spliced from 15 exons. The record is from RefSeq and is a predicted model, not a curated record. NCBI's taxonomy places the organism in Eukaryota, Fungi, Basidiomycota, Dacrymycetes, Dacrymycetales, Dacrymycetaceae. Gene Ontology annotation, molecular function: monooxygenase activity; iron ion binding; oxidoreductase activity, acting on paired donors, with incorporation or reduction of molecular oxygen. The coding region runs from base 1 to 1602 and encodes 533 amino acids.
AUGGAACUCCUUCACCCGUACAGUGUUUUCGAUGUGGUUGCCGUCUCAGUCUGCGCUAGCCUGGUCUUUGCCAUGAUCAGGAGACUCUUCCUCCGCUCUAAAGUGACCAUUCUCUCUGGACCAAAGCGCCCUAAUUGGCUCUGGGGUUACAAUCGGAUGCUCAUCAGUGGAACCAGUGGUGAUUAUUUCGAGGACUGGCAGAAGCAAUAUGGCGAUGUCUAUCGUAUCCCCACGGCUGCCGGGGCCGAACGUACGGUGAUCAUGGAUUCUCGUGCCAUCGGAUAUAUCCUUAACACCAACGCCUAUAACUUUGUCCGCCAUGAAGGUAAUCGCAGGUCGAUACGGCGCAUGCUUGGCGGUGGAAUUCUGACCGUAGAAGGCAAGUGUUUUCAAGCCAUUAAUGUCAAUUAUUCUCACCACGAGCACCGUAAGGCAAUGAGUCCUGGUUUCACGAUCGCCUCCAUCCGGUUCUUCACCACUAUCUUCACAGACGCGACGCACAAAGUGAGAGAGCAAUGGCUAGCCAAAAUGGCAGACAGCAAGGACAAAGAAAUUGUCCUCGACAUUGAGCACUGGAUGAAUGCAAUCUCAUUUGAAUCCAUCGGAGAAGCCGGCUUUUCCCAUGACUUUGAUUGCAUCAAUGAUGAGGUGUCGACGAUUGGCACGGCUUUCACUUCCUUGGGAUCAACCAGCGGAAAUCUCGCUUCGGCCAUUGUCCUCGCCUUGGUUCAGGCUUUCCCCAUUGUUGCGUCGCUCCCGCUUGCACGGAACAAGGCUAUGGACAACCUUCAUUUUCUGAUGCAGGACGUGGCAAAAUCCGUGACGAAGGAGCGAAAGACCAUGUCGAGUGAGGUGUCUGAUGACCGUCGUUCGCUUGUUGCUUCCAUUAUCAAGGCAGAGAACCGCAACUUGAGCGAGGACGAGGUUAUUGCCCAGAUCAACACGUUGUUACUUGCUGGAUUCGAGACCACAUCAACUACCAUGGCGUGGUGUCUGCACGAGCUCUCGAUAAAUCCUCGGGUUCAGAACAAAUUGAGAGAAGAAAUCAUGAGGUUCCCUGCUGCGACUCACGAACAGCUGGCCACGCAGAUGCCCUACUUGAACGCCGUCGUCCAGGAAACAUUGAGGACUCAUCCAGCCGUCGUGGAGAACCACCGCGUAACCAUGAAAGACGACUCAAUUCCACUCCAGCGCCCUAUUAAACUGGCAAACGGGAAGACUGUUGAUCAUAUUGAGGUUUCCGCCGGCAUGGGUUUGAUCAUUCCUAUCGAGGCUAUGAACAAGUCCAGCGCAUUUUGGGGACCCGAUAGCCAUGAGUUCAAGCCCGAAAGAUGGUUGGAAAAUGAGCUUCCGAAGAAAGUGACAGAGAUUCAGGGUUUCCACCAUUUGCUGACCUUUAUCGAUGGCCCUAGGAACUGCAUUGGAAAGAACUUCGCUGUGGCUGAAUUCAAGGCUGCCAUGUCUGUAAUAAUUAGCUCCUUCGCAUUCGCUCCUCUCACGGACGGAUCUGACAUCCAACGCGUCCGCACUCUUGUGCAGCGCGUGAGGAACAAAGGGUAUGACGGACUCCUGUUGCGCGUGAGUAGGGUUGAGGACGAUUGA